This is a messenger RNA of Colletotrichum chrysophilum, 474 nucleotides long. RefSeq lists its product as uncharacterized. The transcript has a single exon. Bases 1 to 474 code for a protein of 157 amino acids. The record is from RefSeq and is a predicted model, not a curated record. NCBI's taxonomy places the organism in Eukaryota, Fungi, Ascomycota, Sordariomycetes, Glomerellales, Glomerellaceae.
AUGGCAUCUCCUCAGAUCGAUCCAGCACUUGACAGUCACCUGAAGGAGCUUUACGCCUCCUACCGUCAUACCGAGGAUAUCGACGCCAAGGGAGCCUUCUUUUCUUCGUCAUGCUACCAGAUAUGUCGACCUAAUCCCUCGUUUGCUGCCCGCGACAGGGAGACCAUCGUGCGCUACCUUCACGAGACGGCUCCCAAUAAAAGCUCUCUCGCAGAAGAAAACACAGGGGCACUCAAGUCCAAAGGCUACUAUACCAUACGGCCAUUGACAAACACCGAAUUUGAGUUCGGCACUGAUGAGCAUGUCAGCCCCGCUGGCUUUGCUUCGGCCGAGGACGUCGAGGCAAAGGCUAGAUCGGAGGGCUGGGUCGGGAUGAGAGUCGACUUGUGGGAUGAGCCCGUUGUUGCCGUCGACAGGGACGAUUCACUCAUGGUAAAAGUGCAGUACUGGUGGAGAAAAGAAGAGGAUGGGUAG